Messenger RNA from Schistosoma turkestanicum, 1138 nucleotides. The record is from the annotation of a GenBank genome assembly. NCBI's taxonomy places the organism in Eukaryota, Metazoa, Platyhelminthes, Trematoda, Strigeidida, Schistosomatidae.
GUCCGUCUGAAUAUUAUAUCCAAUCUAGAGUGUGUGAAUCAAAUCAUGGGAAUUACACAGCUUAGUCAAAGUUUGCUUCCUGCCAUUGUGGAGUUGGCGAGUGAUACAAAAUGGCGUGUUCGUUUAGCAAUAAUUGAGUAUAUGCCUCUUUUAGCCAGUCAACUUGGUUUGCAAUGUUUUAACGAGCGACUCACAAAUUUAUGCCUAGGUUGGUUAGUAGACGAUGUAUACGCUGUGCGUGAAGCAGCAGUAACUAAUUUACGAAAACUUAUGGAUCAGUUUGGAGUUGAUUGGGCCAGUUCUCAAAUUAUCCCACGUCUCAUACAACUUGCUCAUGAUCAAAAUUAUCUUCGUCGAAUGAUUUGUUUGGCAUCCCUUCAUCAACUUGGUGAAGCCCAGUCUUGUCGAUCUGAAUUACUGCAGAAACAUUUACUUCCUACUAUAGUUCAACUGGGUCAGGAUCCUGUACCGAAUGUUCGUUUCAAAGUUGGUCAGAUUUUGGGCAAACUUGGCCAUCUUCUGGAUGCAUCGACUAUACAGACAUUUGUUAAACCAACGUUAGAAAAACUGGGUUCUGAUACAGAUCCAGAUGUUGUUUUUUAUGCCAAAGAAUCCAGCGAAUUACUUCAUCUUUCAGGAAGAUGAAUAUCAUGUCAAAAAACCCUACGCAUUUUAUUCUGUGCACAGAAUAAUUAUGAUAUUUUAUUACAUGUAAAUUGACAGCAUCUGGCAUCUUUCUUCCUUCAGAGUAGUGAUUUUUUAUUAAUAAAGUAAAUGUUAGAUUUUGUGUUUGUGGUUCUUGUUCAAAUGUAUGUGUGUGCCUUUUAGCAAACUAUCUGCAUAUAUUCGUAAAUUCUGUUUUACUAUUUUAUUGAAGAAAACGAUGAAGAAGGAUGUGCAUGUUGUCGUCUUAUUUGUUCUCUACUUCAGGAAAGUAGUUUUCUUUCAGAAAACAAAACUUAAAUUUUUGUAAUGCUUCGUUUCUUUUUUAUUCAGUAAUACUUCGGAAUGCAAUAGUGUAAAGAAUUACAAUAAUUAGUCAUGUGCUUGACUCUAGUUCGUUGUAAAAUGACACAAAACAACCAAGUAUGCUAUAUAAAAAAAUGUCCCAGUGAUUGUAGCUGACAAACUAAACUUU